GCUGAGAAGGCGACUGGGUCUACACAUUCUGGAGAUGACCUCCCUUUGUGUCAAGAUGAGGUUGGUUCGAAAGGUUGACUAGUAGAAAACGUCCGCGGAUGCUGCAAUGCUUCGAGUCAGAUCUGCAUCCUUCCAGUAGCCCUGCCGCUAUCGGAUCAAAGUCAAUCCGAUAUAGACGACUCGUUGAGGCAUUGUACCCCAUCGUGCCUCAACUUAUGUAGUCGGAGUGCCCUGUUAGAUUCAUUCAUUGACGAUACAGCUGCUCCCAGUCAUGGUCCAAAAGAAGCUCACCGAGCAUCUGCUCGCUUACAACACAGAUGCAUUCCAGUCGGCAACAACGAAUCCAUGGCUCCGUCUUGCUGGUACCUCACAGCUGCCAACCCAAUCACUUCUAGCUUGGUUGACACAAGAUCGUCUAUACAUCUUUUCCUACAUCCCCUUCAUGGGCAACAUGCUGUCUAAAGCUUCCUUUCCAUCUUCUUCAUCCCGCCAAAAGUCUCUGGAAUGGCGAGUCGCCGAUUGCUUCAUAAACGCCCUUACCAACGUCCGCAGGGAGCUCGGCAUGUUCGAAGACAUCCUGAGAAAACACUUCAAUUGGAAAGAAGGAGGCGAGACCGCUACGAAAGAGACAAGGGCAUACCAAGACAUGUUUGCUGGAGCAGGUGCGGCAAACCAGAGCAUUCUCGUCGGCAUGACGGCCUUGUGGGCUACAGAAAAGUGCUACCUUGAGGCUUGGAAGUAUGCUCUGAGCUUCAAGGAUGAAGUACCGGAAGAGAGGAAGAGCCAUGUGUUACAUACAACACUUAUACCCAAUUGGACUUGCGAUGAAUUCGAAGAGUUUGUGCUGUGUAUUGGUGAGCUUCUUGAUGAGCUUGCUGAGGACAUUCCCGCAGACAGUAAAGAGUGGGUCAAGUGUGAGGAAGUAUGGCAGCAGGUCUUAUGGGCUGAGGAGAACUUCUGGCCCAAGGUAAAAUGAACACAACCCAUCGAGCUCGACCUCCCCCAUACCCAGGAACACUCCUCAACGCGACUGUCAUGAGACGAGAUGUCAUUGAGAUUGGAAACGUCGAUUCUGAGAGCGAUCGGCUUCUUUCCAAUCACACAGCUCUCCAAUCACGAUGUCGCGGCAAAGCAUAGCUGUCAUAAUCAACCAAGAAACUUGGCAUUUGGCGCUCAUCUA
Molecule: messenger RNA, 1180 nt
Organism: Aureobasidium subglaciale EXF-2481
Lineage: Eukaryota; Fungi; Ascomycota; Dothideomycetes; Dothideales; Saccotheciaceae
Exons: 1
Coding region: 272-976 (234 amino acids)
Source: RefSeq, a predicted model, not a curated record